Corticium candelabrum is the source of this 11401-nucleotide messenger RNA. RefSeq lists its product as uncharacterized. The record is from RefSeq and is a predicted model, not a curated record. Bases 77 to 11227 code for a protein of 3716 amino acids. Gene Ontology annotation, biological process: cell-cell junction assembly; adherens junction organization; multicellular organism development. Gene Ontology annotation, molecular function: cadherin binding; protein tyrosine kinase activity; ATP binding. Lineage: Eukaryota; Metazoa; Porifera; Homoscleromorpha; Homosclerophorida; Plakinidae. Gene Ontology annotation, cellular component: plasma membrane; catenin complex; adherens junction. The transcript has 26 exons.
AUAGUCUCAGAGAGCCAACCGUCUUUCUAUCUGUAGUUUCCAGCGGCUUUUGUUGAGAUAUGUGAGUAACUAGAAAAUGAGGGGCGUGAUGUUGGUGCAUUUGCUCUUGGAGCUGCUCGUUGGAUGUUGGGCUCUAGUCGAGAUAGACUACCCUCUGAACAGGAGUGUCGUUAUCCAACCGAGUUCCCGUCGUCUGCAAGUUCAAAUCGAGGCUCGUGAAACGGAGCGAUCAAGUCUGUCCUAUUCUAUUACAAGAACGACGUUGAAUGGAACUGUUAGAGUUUCAACGGAUGGUUUAGUUACAUCUAGUAGACCUGUGUAUGACACAGGCAAGUUUGAUCUUGAGGUGGAGAUCAGAGGAAGUGAUGUUUCCCGUCUUCUGUUUUCUAUCUGUGUUACCUCAGACGAUCUCAACUCUUCUAUCUUCAGUCAUUUGACCAACAUCACAAUUCCUGAAAAUUCUGUUGAAGGCUAUGUUGUUUUACCGAUAAAUCUAUCUAUUCCAUAUUGUGAGGCUCAUGUCAGGCUGAAUGUGGAUCCUCCAUCUUCAAUGUUUGGGAUUAAAAACCAUCAAUUAGUUGUAACAAAUAGUUCAUUACUUGACUAUGAAGUCACAACAAGCUAUAGACUGCUAAUAGUAGCACUUGAUUUGGACUGGAUUUCUGCCUUGUUUACGUCAACAAAUGUCACAGUUUUGCUGAAGGAUGUCAAUGAUAACCCUGCAAUCAUCCAUAAUGAUGGAGCUGAAGUGAUUGUUCCAGUUAGAACUCAUGUUAAUACAAAUCUGUUGAAACUAAACAUUACUGAUGCAGAUGUAACUUUUUCUGGACAGGAAGAGCUGUUACUUGUAGAGGGAAAUGUUAAUGGCACAUUCAUUGUUAAUCAGAAAGAGAGACAGAUUAUUCUCUAUCGGGUACUUUUGCAAGAGUUUAUAUAUAACUUGACGGUUCAAGUUAGAGAUGGAGGCACACCUUCCCUAUUUUCUAUUGCACAUUUUGUGAUCAAAUCAGUUCGUGAUGUAACUGAACCAAAGUUUGAGUCAAAUCCUUAUGUUUUCAAUGUUCGGGAAGAUGCACAGGCACAUCAUCCAAUUGGAAAUAUCGAUGCCACCUCACAGUCUGCUGUGCCAGUGCUAGAAGUAGACCGUCUCCCUCAAUUUUCUUGGUUUGCAGUGACUAAACGGAUUUCUGUUUCAAGUGCAAAUGAAAAGCUAAAUUUCUGUAAGAAAUCACAGUUUGUUUUGAACGCAACUGCAAAAGUGGGAAGUGAUGAGUCUUGGGUGAACGUUAUUAUUUUGAUUAUUCCAGUUGAGACACUUCGCUUUCAACAAGAAAACUACAAUUUUACUGUCUACCUUAACGCAUCUACUGAGCAGACAGUAUUUGAUGUACACGUUGUCGAUGGUCGUCGUACAGCCCUCACAGUAUAUUAUGAGUUGACAGACGUUAGUGAUACAUUUCGGAUUAAAAAGGAAACUGGAGCAGUGCAUCUUACUUCUUCUUGUUUGGUCAGGAAGGACACGAGCAAUUUAGAAUUGAUUGUCAAUGCCAGAACAGGGACUGGUGAAGAUCCAUACUGUGUGGCUACAGCUCGCAUAUUCGUGCAACUUGUCAAUGUCAACAAUUAUUCUCCAAUGUUUGUGUCAGGUGGUCUAGUUUCAAUAACUGAAGACGCAACUGUUGGCAGUGAAGUACAACAUAUUAAUGUGACAGAUUUAGAUCGUUGCAGAGCAGGAGUUGUGAGAGUUAAAAUACUGCAAGCAUCUGCAAAUUGGUUAGAAUUGAACUCUGUUCGCAAUGCCCUUGUUCUAUCGAGAGAGCUGGAUUUUGAGGCUGGUGAUAGAAAUAUGACACUUGUAUUGGAAGCUAGUGACCAGGGAAAUCCAAUUCGAACUACUGUUACUACAUUGGAAAUUAAUGUGGUGGAUGUCAAUGACAAUUCUCCAAUAUUUGUUGGGAUAGAUGCCAACACUUUGCAAUAUGUCUUUAAAGUGUAUGAGAAUGUUUCAGUAGGAGCUAUGGUGGCAAAUGUGUUUGCACAAGACAAUGAUAGUGGAGUAAAUGCCAGAGUUUCUUACCACAUGUCUGAUACUAGGGAUGGCAGCUACUUUAGUAUCAACUCGACUACAGGACAGAUAACUGUUGUUGCUAUGUUGAACCGCAAGAAUCAAUCCAUCUAUACGUUUGAAGUUAUUGCAAGUGACUAUGGAAAGCCCAUCUUACGCAGCGUGGUAAAUGUGACUGUCAGAUUGUUGGAAGUGAAUGAUUAUACUCCUAGACUGGAGUUGAGGAACAAUAUGAUGUCAAUUAUAGUGAAUGAGAGUACGCCUGUUGGGACUCCAGUAGCAUAUCUUGUUGUGAUGGACGAAGACUUGGAGAGCGCAGGUCGUGUGUCUAUCAGAAUAACCAACUCCAGCAUUGAAUGGUUAUCACUAGACCAGGCAGCACAGACUCUCAAUGUGAACCAAACGUUGGAUUAUGAGAGUUUAUUGGACAAAAAUGGUUUUAUGAUCGUUGAAGCUUUUGAUCACGGGACUCCUCCACUGAGCACUACAUUGACACUGAAUAUUCAGAUGAUUGAUAUUAAUGAUAACAGUCCAAAGUUUGUUGACAUGGAUAAGGAACCAGUUCAAGUGUAUGAAAACAUCAGUAUUGGUGCUGUAGUGACAGUGAUAUCAGCUCAGGACGCUGACAGUGGAGACAAUGGCAGAUUAUCAUAUUACCUGUUAGGGAUAGGAGAUAGUUCAUAUUUUCACAUCAAUGUAACAACAGGCUUCGUGACUGUAGCAACUAAACUAUUAACUCGAACAGAUCAAAGUGUGUAUGUAUUUGAAAUUGUUGCGCGUGACUUUGGGCAGCCUAGUUUAAGGAGCUAUAUCAAUGUGACUGUUGACGUGUUGGAAGUGAAUGAUCAUGCUCCUAGUCUUCAAACAAUGGGAAAUGAGACCUUAAUCUCUGUCAAUGAGAGUACACUUGUUAGGACUCCUGUUGCAUUUCUUCAUGUGACAGAUGAAGACCUUGAUGAUGCCGGCCGUGUUUCUCUUCAGAUUUCUAAUUCUAGUAUUGAAUGGUUGUCUCUUGAUCAGGCUGCAAUGACGCUGAAUGUAAGCCAAUCAUUAGAUUAUGAGAGUUUAUCAAGUAGAGAUGGUUUUGUGGUAAUUGAUGCUGUAGAUCAUGGAGAUCCUAGAAUGACUAGUCAACUGAAAUUAACUGUCAAGUUGAUAGAUGUCAAUGAUCAUUCUCCUCGUUUUGUUGAUGACAGAGACAAAGAAGUUACUACAUUCAAUGUAACGAUCAAUGAGACUGCUAUAAAUGAGACGGUACUGAAGGUUACUGCAAUUGAUCAGGACUCUGAUGAAAACGGUUUAGUAUCGUACAAACUGAAUCAAACUGGUGAUGAAAUAUAUUUUGAGAUUGAUCAACAAACAGGCAUUCUGUCUGUCAGAGAGCUACCAACCAGAAGAAAACAAAAUGUAUUCUAUAUACACGUGAUUGCUCUGGAUUCUGGCUUACCUUCAAAAAGUAGCUCUGCACUUAUCAUAGUCACUGUUUUGGAUGUGAACAAAUAUUAUCCAGUGAUUGUAACAUCAUCUGUUGACGGUGCACUGAAUGUCUUUGAGAACAUAACAGUAGGAAGUGUUGUUCUCUUACUAAAUGUCACUGAUAGAGAUAGCAAAUCUGCAGGCAUGGUGUCUGUUUCGAUAAUAAACAACUCUGCUAGCUGGGUUGCACUGUCGACUGAUGAAUCUUCCCUCGUUGUUGCAGAAUCACUAGAUUAUGAGAAUGGUCCACACAACUCUAGUUUGUCGCUGUUGGCAUGUGAUCAUGGUCGUCCUGUGCGAUGCAGCCAUCCGUAUCAUCUUCAUUUGUAUCUUCAUGAUGUUAACGACAAUGCUCCCAGGUUCAGGAAAACGUUUGAUGCUGGAUUUAACUCUACAGUUGGGAUCUAUAAUGUCACAGUUUUGGAGAGUUUGAGUGUGAAUUCAACAGUGCUGUUUGUGUCUGCUCAAGAUGAUGACAGUAACAUUAAUGGCUAUGUGACAUACAAGUUGCAAAGUGGCUAUGAUUUUUCCUACUUUGACAUUAAUCAGACAUCUGGACUUGUUCGCUUAUCAAUCAAAUUGAACAGAACACUCAAGUCAGAGUAUCAAAUCAAAGUUACUGCACAAGAUGGUGGAACUCCUUCUCUCUCUGCAGAAGCUAUUGUAAUCAUUAAAGUACUAGAAGUGAACGAUCAUCGUCCUGUCUUUGAACUGCGAUCAGGAUAUACUGUGAUGGUUAAUGAAAACACUCCUGUUGGCACAGUUGUUUUGACCAUUGGUGCAACAGAUGAGGACUUGGACAAGUUUGGUCUAAUAUCUCUGCGUAUCGUCAAUACCACUACACCAUGGCUCCUUCUCAAUACAACUUCAAGAAGUUUGUAUGUAAGCUCAACCCCAGACUAUGAGACUAGUGACAUUUUCAGUUGGGUUCUUGUUGAAGCCAAAGAUCUCGGAAAUCCUCCAAAGAGUUCAGAACUCAAUCUUACGUGUCAGGUUCUAGAUAUAAAUGAGUUUAAGCCAGUGUUUGACAAUAGUAGUUACAGUGCUGAAGUACGUACAACGCUACCUGUUGGGGGACAAAUCGUCAGUGUGAGAGCCAUCGACAGAGACAGAUCGGGAAAUGAAGUGACUUACAGUUUGGAAGGUAGUCUGUUUGCGUUUUCUAUCAACUCAAUUGAUGGAAUGAUCAGUUCAGCACUACCUUUGACAAAGCGACUGUAUAUACUAACAGUAACUGCAACUGACAGUGGAUCUCCACCUCUCCAAGCAUCGGUUCAAGUGAACAUAACGGUGUCGUUUGUGUACAGUGCCCCUCCUCAGUUUGACUCUUCACAAUACAAUGUUAUACUUGUUGAUGGCAUGAUCUCUGGCAAACUUGCUCUGCAAGUGUUUGCAGUAAAUCCAGAAGAAAACAUGGAUAACAGGGUGAUGUAUACUCUCUGUUGUACUUCCGAUUUUGUCAUUAAUGCAUCAUCUGGAGAAAUUCUAACUAAUUCUACAUUGCAAUACAACCGUCAGAGUGAAUACAUUCUGUUAGUCAAAGCAUCCAAUCCUUCAGGAGAGUUAAGUUCUACUGCAACUGUUGUGAUCCUAUUGGCUCCCUCUGAAGCUGCUCUUUCUAAACCAUUUCACUGCUCACAUCCAAUUGCUAACUGGGUCAAGAAAGAAUCAAAGUGUUCAUCAGAUAAUUUACUUUUGGUUGAACCGAUGGUCAACAAUGCGCUCGAUAUAAUCAGUAUCUGGUGGCGUGAUUGGUCAACUUUGGAAGGUCAAAUUGAUACAUUUGAAUACUCUGUAUACAGCUUGGAAAAAAGUAAUGGUAGUGAGCUGACUUACAGCAAAUAUCCAGUAUUGACAAUAUCUCACCUAUCAGAAAGUCAAAAUGGAGAUGCAUCCAGCAUACUUUAUAGUAGUCUGUUCAGUGGUGGAUCAUAUGCUGUGGUGCUUAAGGCAGUGAGUGGGAAUCAGAUAUCGUUGGCAAGACGUUUUAUGGUUAUUGGUUCUAAUUCCAGGCUGAUCUUGUUACUGAGCAAGUGUAUAGUUUUUAGUUCGGCAGCACCACUUGAUAGUACGUUACCAUGGCAGACAACUUCUAAUGGAUUUUCUGUCAGUUGGGCUGGCUGCUUUGCAAACAGUCUGUUUCAUAAGAAGCCAUGGAUGUUGAAUCGUGUAAAGAAAGAUUCUCGUAUUCCUAAUGAAUACGAUCAGCUAAAUGGACCUUUUUCUCGAAAUGGGAGAUUAACAAGACAAGGAAUUAUUCAGUUUCAGAUUGCAUACCAAAUCACACGUCAUCGGAUGAAACGAACUGAAGCCGAGCAAAUGCAAUGGCAACUCGAUUCCUCUCUUGAUGAAAGUACAAAAGUAAAUGUCACUCUUUAUAGUGGAGAUCGUGUGCAAGUGUGGGUAAACGCUGCUGAUAUAUUUGAUAAUAUUGCCACAAGCAGUGCUGAUUUAUAUGUGGAUAUGUCUCCACCGGAGUUGACCAAAUUUAAUGUAACUGUUAUGCCCGAGCCACGACUUCAAGACUUUACAGAUGAUCAUUUCUCCGCACUAGGAAGCAAUAGCAGCAUUCCAGCUGUGUUCCUAUAUGUUGCUGUUGAAGAUUGUGAGAGUGGAGUAGAUCAGUUUGAGUGGAAACUUGGAAAUAGGGUCAAACAUGAUCUCUAUGGAUUCAAAUCCCAGGUGGUCAGCAUAAGCCACAGUGUAGCGAACCAUAACAGUAAAUGUGAGUGUUCUUUGCUUGGUGAAUGUUCACAAUUAGAGUAUGACUUCCAAAUCAAAAGAGAAGAGGAUAGGCUGAUUGCCACUAACAGUGAAUAUUACUACAAUGUUGUGUCUGCAAAUCGAGCUGGAUUGAGAGCAAAUAUCACUGGCAAUGGAACUGCGUUUCAUCAGUCUGAGACCAUAGACUGGAACUUGCACAUAACAUCAUCAACUGCUCUUUCUGCCCAUUGGACAAAAGUAAUUAAUGGAAUGAUGGUGGCUGUUAUAGUUUGUGAAGCAGAAGUGAAUGUGACUAAUUGCAACAGAUCAACUGUAGCUGGAAUAGAGGGUAUGUCGGUCCACAUAAAUGGUCUAAAGAAAUACAGGCAAUAUGCAGUGCAGCUUCAAGUUUUGAAUAACAAUGCAGCUGCAGUGACACUGUCAUCGAUUAGAGUAAAUAGAACUCAUGAAGACAUUCCUGAUGAAAGUCCUCGGAACCUUGAGGUUGUCCAAAUCAGUUCAUCAUCGGUGACAGUAUCUUGGGAACCACCACCUAGUGACAAGCACAAUGGGAUUCUUCGAAGCUAUCAUAUUAAUAUUUCUCCUGGUCUUAAUGGACCUAACAAUUCAACUAAGAACGUAUCAGCAACUGAACGAGAAACCACUAUCUCCAUUUUGCACCCAUAUACUAAUUACAUCAUAAAAAUUGCUGUUUCUACAUCUGUUGGAAUGUCAUCAUACAGCAAUGUUGUCUCUGCUACAACUAAGGAAGCAAGUCCAGAUGCAUCUCCGACAGAAGUUACAGUAAUUAGUGCUGAAUCCAAAUCGCUGACGUUGUCAUGGAAGCCACCUCCUGAAUCAUCUCAGAAUGGUGUCAUUACGGGUUAUGAGAUAAGACUACAACUUGCAGGAGAACGUGAAAAUGGCGUGUGCAUGUCACCCAUUAGUAAGACAGUUAAUACGACUGAGGCAACAGUAACUGGAUUGUGUCCAUUUACUGAGUAUGCCAUCCAAGUGAGAGCUAUGAAUAUAGCCGGUGACAGUGAUUUCAGUAUUCUCAUUACUAACACUACAGAUGAAGAUCGACCUGGAGUACCUAUAAUAAGUGAUGUAUCUGGACAGAGCACAUCCACCAUUAGGAUUCGAUGGAAAGAACCUAGUCAAACGAAUGGCAUUAUUUUGUCAUAUCAGAUUGAGUUUGGACGCGAUGACACUAACCAUGCAAAGAGUACUUAUCCAGAUGAUCAAAUGCGCUAUGAAGUCUUUGAGGACUUGGAAAGCAAUACAGCAUAUAAAGCUCGGAUUCGAGCCAAAACGAAAAAGGGAUUUGGUAACUGGAGCAGUUACCACAGCAAUUCAACAUUUGAACAUUUUUUUGGUUCUCCGGCCAAUCUCAGUUCAAAGUCAGGUGUUGAAAAUGUAACUCUUUUCUGGAGUCCUCCUCCCAAGGAAUCUUUGCAGUUAUACUACAAAGUUAGCUAUCAAGUUUCUCAGGGCAGCAAUGACAACUUGAUGCAAGAAGAGAAGAAUAUUAGUGAAAGACGAAAAAUGAUCUCAGGGCUAAAACCGUUCACGGUAUACAAGUUUGUGGUCCAGGUGGAUACACUAAAUGCAAAUAAAUCGACUCUUUUUGUGUGGACAGAAGAAGGCCGUCCCAGUGCAGUUACCAAUUUCAAUGUUGAGCCUCGUAACAAUGGUAGAUCGACAUACGCUUCUGUAGAGUUGCAGUGGAAAGAACCAAACGAAACCAAUGGGAUUGUGGGGUACAAAGUUGUGUAUAUUAAUACUGCAAGUCAAAUGCAAGGAAAGAAAACAGUUACGACGAGAAAGGGAGGUAAUGGUCGUUUUUAUUACAUAUUGCCUGGAUUGGAUGGUGCAAGUGACUACCUCUUCAAAAUGUUUGCAUACAAUUUGCAAAAGAAUCUCAUUGGCCCAAGUGUGUCAAAGAUAAUCAAGACACGCCCAGCAGUUCCUACAGCUCCAACCAGUAUUUUUAUUAGACCAAAGUCAGCAAGCGAAAUUUAUGUGAACUGGCAGCCUCCUGGACGACCAAAUGGAAAUAUCACAAACUAUAGUAUUCAAUAUCAAGCUGAAUCUUCAAACUUGGAGUAUAGCAUUAGACUUAAUGGAGCCUCACGGAAUUAUACAAUUAAAGAUCUUGCGUCGAAUACAACUUAUCAAAUAUCUAUUGCUGCACAUGCUGGUGAUACAAAGGGUGUGAUGAGUUCAAAACAACAACGUAAAACAGACAUGGAUAUUGAUUCCCGAAGUGCUCACAUUAUGAAAGUCGAGAAAGAGGUUAAGGUUGUUCGUGUGACUUGGAAGCCUUCAACAGUGAACAUAAAUCAGAGACUUAGCUAUGCUCUGAACGUAACCAGGUAUAGCGAGAAUCUCAUGAUCGAGUUUAAUACAUUACUUGAACUAAACAACAGCAGCGUUCCAUACAACCUGACUGACCUCAAGCCAUAUGCAUUGCACGAGAUUCAAGUCACUGUUAACGGGUCGUCGGCUCUUAACAGCAGACCAGAGUUCUUUAGAACUCGUGAAGCUGCUCCUUCCGAUGCCCCUCGUGAUCUAAAGCUGCUUGAUGAGAAACAUCCAAAGAAACUCAAUGUAGUGUGGCAUCCUCCUGAACACCCGAAUGGUGACAUACUUAGAUAUCUUGCUGUACUUGCUACUGCCACUAUUGACAUUGACAACAAAGCGGUUCCAAUCACAGCUGUCAGUUUUGACACUCUAACGCCAUGGACAAGCUAUAACGUCAAGAUUGCAGCAGAAACAGCAGGAGGUCAAGGUCCUUACAGCAAUUAUACACAUUUUAGAACCAAAGAAGCUGCACCUGAAAUCAAUCUUAGUUUGACACCAUUGAAUAGCACUAGCAUUGGCAUUCAGUGGAAAAUCAAAACAAAUGGUAAACUGAAGUCACUGCAUAUGAGUCAUGGGUGUAGAAAGAGUUACUGUGAAUCAAACGGGCAAAUCGCAGAUAACAUCAUAGAUUACUCUUAUACAUUGAAUAACCUCCAUAAAGGAACCAAAUAUGACUUUAAUCUGACAGUAGAGACAAAUGCAGGAAUUUUUUCAAACGCAAAUACUACUAGUACUAUGGAGGAUAAGCCAAGUGCUUCACCUAAUGAUUUCGAGUGUGGGCUAGAUAAUGUCACCGAUGGAACAGUCCACCUCAGCUGGAAACAUGUACCAGAAGAACAUCAAAAUGGGAACAUCGCUGGCUAUAGUGUUCGAUAUUACUCCACGCAAGGGAGUAUUCCUAUGUCUCCCUAUGAAUUUAAGGAGACUGCACACAGAAAACUGACAGUUUCUAGUCUGAGUGAUAAUUCAACUUAUGCGUUUGAAGUAGCGGCAUCAACUAAUGUUGGAGUGGGAGUUUACAGCAAGCGAUGUGAAAUCCUAAUAGUUUCAAGGAGUAUUCAUAUAUUUCUUCAUUAUUUUGUAAGAGUGAUGUUAAUUGAGCUCAUUUUGUUUUCGCUAGGUCGAACUGAAGAAGAGACAUGGAUUGGUGUUCUCAUUGCUCUGCUUGUUCUUGUUGUACUGGCCACUUUUUUGAUUCUUGUUAGGUAUCGACAGACUCAUAUAACCGGUCGACUGAAAUUUGAUGGGAUGGAUUUGUCAUACUUCGCUGUUACACGUUCAAACCCACUUUACCCUCAACUUGAGAAGAUUAAACGAGAGUACCCAGAUUACGAGAUUGACAGGCGCAACAUCAAACAUGUAAAGGAGCUGGGUGAAGGCAACUUUGGUGCAGUGUUUUUAGCAUUCGCUUCAGGUCUAAUCGAGGAUGAUAUCGAAAUGAAGGUGGCAGUGAAAAGUCUAAAAGAGGGUGGAGUAGCUGAAGUCAGCGAGGCCUUUUUCGAUGAGAUGGAAAUAAUGAUGAAAUUCCAGCAUGAGAAUAUUGUUCGAUUGCUCGGAGUUUGCACAGAUCAAGAACCGUUUUACCUAGUAACAGAAUUUAUGGAGCAGGGUGACCUGAAGGAGUUUUUGAUGUUGAAACGAUCAACUGAUCCUGAUGUUCCACACCAACUUAGCUUUAAGGACCAGUGUACAAUACUGUAUCAAAUUUCUUGUGCACUCAAUUUCAUCUCAGGUAAGAGUCUCGUUCAUCGAGAUAUAGCGGCCCGAAACUGCCUCGUAGGCACUGGUAUUCAAGCCAAACUCGCUGACUUUGGAUUAGCACGAGGGACUGGGAGUGAUCUCUAUUAUCGUAAACUUGGAGGUGCAGUUCCCAUUCGAUGGAUGUCACCUGAAGCAAUAUUCGACGGCAAGUACAGUGUGCGCAGUGAUAUCUGGUCGUUUGGGGUAUUGGUGUGGGAAGUUUUUACAUUCGGACAGUUGCCAUUCUAUGGUUGGUCCAACGAAGAAGUUCUAGAGAAAGUGAGAGAUGGUUGGCAUUUGGCACUGCCUGAAAACUGCCCUGUGACAGUGUGUGAAAUCAUGGAGUGGUGCUGGGAACAGGAUCCACACGAGAGAGUAGCAGCCGAACAAUUGGUUCUCAUGUACAGCUGUCUCAUGAGACAAUCAGUUCAAACAGCCAAUGUACCACUUUGCAGCUUGGCUGAGUUUGAAUCAGUAGUGCCUUCCAGAGACCGACUUGAAAAUGAGUACGUAGCAGGGGAAGAACUGAUAGCUGAAACGUUUGAACAAUCACAUCGACGUGAAUCAAAAAGAGUCAAAGAACCAGGUCUCGUCAAGAAAGAGAAUCCAAUUGAGCCAAUUCCUGAGGCUGAAACUGCUUCAAAUUCAGAAGCUUACAAACCUAACCAUCGUGUUGUCAGCAACAAUAACAGCGACACUGUGGUUCAGUGUGCAAGCAAUGGCAAUCAGAAGCAAGACAGACCCACCUCUAGUCCACACUCAACGGAAGUUGCCGAAGAUACGGCUGCGGCUGUGGCUGUGAUGAACACUGCACACAAAUUUCCAAUCAAGUAUACUCACAAUGGCUUCAGUCCAUUCAUGGACAGUCAGUUGUAAGUACUCUCCAUAUUUCCACCUUUACUAGGAUAGACUGAAGGGCUUUAGAGACUUGUUGUAAAGAGCGAUCUUCCAAAAAGCUGCUUAUUGGCAAAUACAUUUCUGUAGAAAUACAUGUAGCAGCAGAAUUUGUCUCACACACAAAUGUGCCGUAAGAAUUUGUGCAGAGAACAA